AUGUCUGGAACUAGCCAGAGAGCCUCGCCAGCACCUCCAUCAGCCAAACGGCGGCGAACAAAUCUCAGCGACAGCAAUGCUGAAGAACAGGUCGUAAAUUCCACUGAGUAUUGGUUCAGCGACGGAAACAUCAUCCUUCAAGUGGAAAACACCCGUUUUCGAGUACACAAGAGCGUCCUCGCGAUUCAUUCACCCAUCCUUCACGACAUGUUCUCGGUUCCACAACCUCCUGAAGGGGAAGAGUUUGUUGAAGGCUGCCCUGUCGUUCAGCUCUGGGACAGGGCAGAGGACUGGGAACUGCUGCUGUGGAUAUCGUAUCGCGGCGUGCAGUAUCGACUCCAAGAGAACACCCGGCCCCAUCUCAACACCGUUGCGGCCCUCCUGCGGCUGGGCCACAAAUACGAGAUGGCAGACUACCGAGAUCAUGGUCGAAGGGGGCCAUACGGGUUCCACCAUGCAGCCGCCCAAGCCGAUAGGCAUGUCAUGUGGGCAACCUUUGGGGACACCUCUUCCUUCUCCGAUCUAUUUAACCUCGUAAUGGAAUUACGCCUCGAGACCGUUCAACCACAGUUGUUCUUGUCGACCAUGUGUCGACCAGACUUUCCGGAGAUGCUGUGGACUGGAACGACAGCUGCCGAUGGAAAUGUGUCGAAAAUCUCAACCUCGAUGCACGGGGCCCUUAUCAUGGGCAAGGAGAAGCUGUGUCAGGCCCUCCGAGACGACAUCUUCGAUUGCAUCUUGCACUGGGAGCCCGAUCACAGCGCCUGCACGAGCCCUGCCCGGUGCGAACCAGAGUAUCGAAAACUAAUCGUAAACCUAUUCACCCCUGUGGUCCAGCUGCAAAAGGCGUUCAGCUCGAAAGCUAUGAAUAGCUUCUCUCAGGCCGUCUGUCAAAAUUGCUCGAUUACUGCCAAGCAGAGCGUAACGGAGGGCCAGGAAGCUGUUUGGGAACGGCUGCCAGAGAUAUUUGGUUUACCGAAUUGGGACGAGCUGAAGGACUUCAAUUUUGAUUAA
This is a messenger RNA of Coprinopsis cinerea okayama7#130, 1014 nucleotides long. RefSeq lists its product as hypothetical. NCBI's taxonomy places the organism in Eukaryota, Fungi, Basidiomycota, Agaricomycetes, Agaricales, Psathyrellaceae. Gene Ontology annotation, molecular function: protein binding. The record is from RefSeq and is a predicted model, not a curated record. The transcript is spliced from 4 exons. The coding region runs from base 1 to 1014 and encodes 337 amino acids.